Messenger RNA from Lepisosteus oculatus (spotted gar), 3622 nucleotides. Its product is annotated as G protein-coupled receptor kinase 6. The record is from RefSeq and is a predicted model, not a curated record. Lineage: Eukaryota; Metazoa; Chordata; Actinopteri; Semionotiformes; Lepisosteidae. Gene Ontology annotation, molecular function: G protein-coupled receptor kinase activity; ATP binding. Gene Ontology annotation, cellular component: cytoplasm. Gene Ontology annotation, biological process: signal transduction; protein phosphorylation; regulation of signal transduction.
GUGAGGGAGUGAGCAAAGCAGGAAGGAAGGCAAGGCAUUGAAUGCUAAAAAGGGGAGUUAAUGUUCAAGCAGUGCUUAAGGUGGGGGGGUUCAACAUCAAGCAAUGGAGAGGUACAAUUAACCUGAUAUGUGCCAAAUCACAGUUUACGUUGAUCGUCAUACUCAUCAUCGGCACUGCCAUCUUCAUCUUUUUUACUAAGUGAGAUGUAUCAAGUCUGCAUGGGAUCCUAAUACUGACAAUGGAGAUUGAAAAUAUCGUGGCCAACACUGUGCUACUGAAAGCCAGGGAAGGUGGUGGUGGGAAGAGGAAUGGCCGAAGUAAAAAGUGGAAGGAGAUGUUGAAGCUGCCGCAUAUCAGUCUUUGCGAGGAAUUGAGGCGAACAAUAGAGAGGGAUUAUUCCAGCCUUUGUGAAAAGCAGCCGAUUGGAAGACUUCUCUUUCGACAGUUCUGUGAUACCAGGCCAGAGUUGAAACGGUGCAUUGAGUUCUUAGACGCUGUGGUGGGGUAUGAAGUGACACCAGAUGAGAAGCGGAGAGACUGUGGGUUGAAUAUUUUAGACACGUACUUUAAUAAUGGGUCAGCAGCCCAUUUACCAGAAAUACCUCAGGAAGUUGUACGAGAUUGCCGUGAGAAACUGGACCAGAGUCCCUGUAAAGAACUCUUUAAAGAGUGCACUAGAAUUGUUCACGAAUAUCUCAGUGGAGCCCCCUUUUCUCAAUUUCAAGAUAGCAUGUAUUUUUCACGUUUCGUACAAUGGAAGUGGUUGGAGAGGCAACCUGUAACCAAAAAUACCUUCAGACAUUACAGAGUCCUGGGAAAGGGUGGAUUUGGAGAGGUUUGUGCUUGCCAAGUCCGAGCCACUGGUAAAAUGUACGCCUGUAAAAAGCUGGAAAAGAAAAGAGUAAAGAAGAGAAAAGGUGAAGCAAUGGCAUUAAACGAAAAACGCAUUUUAGAAAAAGUGAACAGUAGAUUUGUAGUUAGUUUAGCCUACGCCUAUGAGACCAAGGAUGCCCUUUGUUUAGUAUUAACGAUAAUGAAUGGUGGAGACUUGAAAUUCCAUAUUUACAACAUGGGAAACUCGGGCUUUGACGAACAGAGGGCCAUCUUCUAUGCGGCUGAGAUCUGCUGUGGGCUGGAGGACCUUCACCGAGAACGGAUAGUGUACAGGGAUUUGAAGCCGGAAAAUAUUCUUUUAGAUGAUCGUGGACAUAUCCGUAUUUCAGACCUGGGUUUAGCCGUCCAAAUCCCAGAAGGAGAAACGAUACGAGGGAGGGUGGGGACUGUAGGUUAUAUGGCUCCCGAGGUGAUCCAGAAUGAGAGCUACACGUUCAGUCCGGACUGGUGGGGGCUGGGCUGCCUGAUUUUCGAGAUGAUCCAGGGCCAGUCUCCGUUCCGCCGGCGCAAGGAGCGGGUCAAGCGGGAGGAGGUGGACCGGCGGGUGCGCGAGGACCCAGAGGAGUAUUCGGAGAAGUUCUCCGAGGAGGCCAAGGACAUCUGCAGAGCGCUGCUUGCUAAAGACCCCAAAGAAAGACUGGGUUGUCAGGGAGGAGGAGGGGCAGAAGUGAAGCAGCAUCGCAUAUUUAAAAACAUCAACUUCAAGCGACUAGAAGCCAACAUGUUGGAUCCUCCUUUUAUUCCUGACCCUCGAGCAGUCUAUUGCAAAGAUGUCCUGGAUAUUGAACAGUUCUCCACAGUUAAAGGAGUUAAUCUGGAUCCUACAGAUGAUGAUUUCUAUCACAAGUUUGUUACAGGCAGCGUCUCCAUCCCCUGGCAGAAUGAGAUGAUCGAGAUGGAAUGCUUCAAAGAAAUUAACGUGUAUGAGGCAGAUGGGACACUGUGUCCGGAUUUAGAUGUAAAUAGGCCGAAUCCGCCGCCAAAGAGAGGUUUCUUUUACAGACUCUUCAGUAGAGAGGUUUGUUUUAAGAGUGGCUACAGCGAUGACGAAGAGGAGCCGUACAGAAUUUAAACCACUCUGACAGCCAAAACAUCGCAAUCUUAACAAAAUGAAUGUUUUACUGUAUUUAUGAAUUGUAUUAAAAGUGUAUUAUAAUGAAAGAAAAAUGUAUGAGUUUAAAAAUUUUGUACAUUUGUACUUGAAUUAUGUCUAGAUGUAUAUUUUCACUAAAGGUUGUAUUGUACAAAAAGCCAUAUAAGUACCACUUGAAUGCAUACAUAUUUUUUCUUUGAAUGAAUAUGAAAAUAUGUAUUUAAAGAUUUUUUUAAAGAAGCACAGUUAUUGGUAUCUGUACUAGUGUUACCUUUUAUUUUUAAUAUAGCAUAGGGUUCCAUGUCUAAUGUUUUAUUCUUUUUUUUGGCCAACUUAUAGUAUUAGCACAUCUUUUUUUUUUCUUGAGCUGUAGAACCUCUUUCUGAAAAGGUAUUUCAUCCUAUGUAAGAAAUCUGUAAGGUACGUAUAAAAACACAAUUGUCAUUUUAUGGCUUGAGAAAGUGGAUGAGGGUACCUUAUGCUUUUUAAAGCUGUGUCAGAAUGGUCCGUCUUUUGUGAUUUAAAAUAGCCCAGCUGCUUAAAAAAGAUUUUGUACUGCAGUUGCUUCAGCUUUGGCAUGGUAAAGGCUUAUAUCGUCAAUUGAACUGUACACCUUUUUUCCUUUUCCAAAGAAGCACACCUUACCAGUUAGUUGAAGUAACCUACUGUUACAAUAUGGAAACAUUCCAUUCUUGGCCCAUACCCAUUAUUAAAAUCUGUAACAAUGACUCAAACAUUAUCCUGGACCUACUAGGCCAUUUGUCAACAUUUGCUGUUUUAGUAAGAUAGUUAUUAGGUCUUGUACAUUUUUUCUACCAUUGAGAGACUUGCAUGAUAGAAAUAUUCUAGGGAGAUUCAUGCUUGUCAUGUAUGUGUCUGAAUGACAUAGACAACAGAAGACUACAGUACAUCUUCCUAACUCUACAAAUUAUAUAAAUAGGCUAUCAUAUACUAUAUGUAUGCAGUGGUCUCAAGCCAAUGAAUAACAUUCCAAACUCUUGCCUGGAGACUGGGAAAACUUUAGGGAUUUCAUGGUGCCUAGCAAUCUCCAUGUCACUGUCAAUGAGUUACCUUGGUGUACCCGUGCCUUAAAGAAUAUAAAAUAAAGGGGGACUGACCUUGAAGUAAUCUGAGUUUUCACAACACUCUAUAAAUACUUGUCAUAGAAAAUGAAUGAGUGUCUUCAUCCAUUCUUCAUUUUCUUUUUUAUAAACUAGGCCAAGUCAUGUGAAGGCUGAAGGAGGUGAAAAUUAUGCAGCUUCCUCAUGGGUUUUUAAUGCAGUCUGUAUUUCUUCAUGAGUGUAUAUCAACAAUAUAGAAUUAAAAAAAUGUAGGUCUUCAGUAAUAGGUCAGAGGUUUCAAAGGCGUGUCACUCCUUUGCAACCCAAGCUAUCCACCAUUGCUGCUGUCCUGUCUUGCACUGGCCUAGAAGGAACGUGGCAUUAUUAAUGUUCUUUUGUUUGUGAGAGUGCAUUCUCAAUGAUAUCAAAAAGAAAGGUCCUUACAGUUCAUUUGCAUGUUAAAUUUCAAACUAAAAUACAUUCUGGAAGCAAAAGAAUCCCAGGGCGUUUUUUGAAAAGAGUAGGGGUGUAACCCUGGCGUCCUGGCCAAAUUUCCCAUUGGCCCUUACCAAU